Messenger RNA from Nicotiana tabacum (common tobacco), 447 nucleotides. Lineage: Eukaryota; Viridiplantae; Streptophyta; Magnoliopsida; Solanales; Solanaceae. The record is from RefSeq and is a predicted model, not a curated record.
AUGACUUACGGCCGCAGAUCAGAAUUAUGCGGCCGUAGACCUCCAGUUCCUGACAAGUUGAAGAAAUCUGGGGACUGCCCAUGGAAUUAUGUUCCUCUUCAUUCACAUGCUUCGUCUGUUACUGUGUUCAAUGGAUUGAACUUCUCUAAAUGGCAUGAACAAGUCCAGUUCCACUUAGGUGUAAUGGAUAUUGACUUGGCUCUGCUGAAUGAUAAGCCCACUGCCAUUACUGAUACGAGCAAUGCGGAUGAGAAGUCUUUCCAUAAAGCAUGGGAACGCUCUAACAAGCUGAGCCUUAUGUUUAUGCGAAUGAUUAUUUCCAACAACAUUAAUAGUACUAUUCCACAAACAGAAAGUGCCAGGGAAUACCUGAAGUUUGUGGAAGAAUGUUUUUGUUCUACAGAUAAGUCUCUCACUGGUACACUAAUGGCUGAACUCACGACAUGA